This is a messenger RNA of Penicillium canescens, 1497 nucleotides long. Its product is annotated as NAD-dependent succinate-semialdehyde dehydrogenase. The record is from RefSeq and is a predicted model, not a curated record. Bases 1 to 1497 code for a protein of 498 amino acids. Gene Ontology annotation, molecular function: succinate-semialdehyde dehydrogenase (NAD+) activity. Lineage: Eukaryota; Fungi; Ascomycota; Eurotiomycetes; Eurotiales; Aspergillaceae. The transcript has 4 exons.
AUGGCGACGAAGUACGAGCUCCCAUUCAAGCUAGCAGACUCUACUCUGUUGCAUUUCGACUCCUUCGUUGGUAACAAAUGGGCCGAGGCAAAGAGUGGGAAGCGCUUCGAAGUACUUGAUCCCGGUACCGACAAGCCGUGGGCAAGCUGCCCCAAUAACGGAGCAGAAGAUGUCGCCGCAGCCGUAGAAACCGCACACACAGCAUUCGAGCAAUUCCGCAAAGUCAACCCGCGCCAGCGAGCAAAGUGGUUGUUGAAAUGGCACGACCUGACCCUAGCUGCGCGAGACGAUCUCGCUCAAAUCGUCACACACGAAACUGGAAAGCCGUUAGCCGAAGCAUACGGAGAACUGGACUACUCACUCGGCUUCUUGUGGUGGUUUGCAGGCGAGGCAGAGCGUAUCCAAGGCAGUGUCUCCACAGCAGCAGCGCCCAACCGACGGCUAUUUACCAUCAAACAGCCCAUCGGAGUAGCUGCUGCAUUGGUCCCAUGGAACUUCCCCGUUGCCAUGGUUCUACGGAAGGUCGGCGCUGCAAUGGCUGCGGGUUGCACAAUGAUUGUGAAGCCCAGUCCCGAGACGCCGAUUUCUGCCCUCGUGUUGGCAGAGCUGGCGCAGCGCGCGGGCAUUCCGGCUGGCGUGUUCAAUGUCCUGACCACGGACUUGGAGAACACGCCACCCUUGAGUGAGGCGCUGUGCAAGCACCCGCUUGUUAAGAAGGUGACUUUCACUGGAUCUACGCGCGUGGGAAAGCUUGUGGCUUCUCACUGCGCUCAGGGUCUUAAGAAGCUGACUCUUGAGCUUGGUGGCAACUGUCCCUUUAUCGUCUUUGAUGAUGCCAACCUCGACCAGGCACUUGAGCAGUUGAUGACGUUGAAGUGGCGCCAUGCUGGUCAGGCUUGUAUUACUGCCAACAGGAUCUAUGUCCAGGCGGGUGUUUAUGAUAAAUUUGCCGCCCUUCUGAAGGAGCGCACUGCUGCUCUGGUUGUUGGACACGGUGCUGCGACUGGCACCACUAUGGGCCCUCUAACCACGCCCCGUAGCAUCGACAAGGCCACUGCCCAGAUUGAAGAUGCACGGCGUCUCGGCGCAGACGUCCUCUUGGGUGGAAAACCUGUGGCUAAGCCGGGGUACUUCUUUGAGCCAACUAUUCUCUCUGGAAUGACGGAAGAGAUGCUCAUCUCGCAGGAGGAAUCGUUUGCGCCCAUUGCUGCGCUGUAUCGAUUCGAGACUGAGGACCAGGCGGUCAAGCUGGCCAAUGAUACCAGUAUGGGUUUGGCUAGUUAUGCUUUCACGAAGAACAUUGACCGCAUGUGGCGUCUCUUGGAGAACCUGGAGGCAGGCAUGAUCGGAAUGAAUACAGGUAACCAAUCGGCAGCUGAGUCACCUUUCGGUGGCAUCAAGGAGUCUGGAUAUGGCAAGGAGAGUGGAAAGGACGUUGCAGUCAAUGAAUACUUAGUGACUAAGACGGGAACAUUGACAAUUGAGGGACAAUACUGA